Molecule: messenger RNA, 4389 nt
Organism: Penicillium odoratum
Lineage: Eukaryota; Fungi; Ascomycota; Eurotiomycetes; Eurotiales; Aspergillaceae
Exons: 2
Biological process (GO): transmembrane transport
Cellular component (GO): membrane; fungal-type vacuole
Molecular function (GO): ATP hydrolysis activity; ATP binding; ABC-type peptide transporter activity
Source: RefSeq, a predicted model, not a curated record
GACGCUAAUAAUGAUUGGCUAUGCCCAGCCACAGUGCCCUACCUUGUUAUUGCACCGGCGAGUAUCGCUUUGUUGAUUUCGCUAGGGUAUAUACUCGGUCCAUCGAUUGAACAAUGGAGACCCCAAUGGACGCGUUCGUUCGUCUCAGAGUGUGAUGAAAAACCCGAUAUUCCUUUCGAAGGGCCGAUGCCAUCUCUCCAAUGGACCAUCGCUCUUCUCGUCUUUUCAGCCAUCGGUCUAUGCGGCGAAAUUGUGCAAUGCUUCCCUCGUGUCGAUCUUCCAUUGCUGGUGCUUGUCGCUGCCAAAAUAUCUAUUUGUUUCCUCAUCGCCGCCAAACGACCAAGAACUUGUUCUAUCGGGAUGCUAGCAUAUUUUGCUUUGACUUUUAUUGUCGAGAUGAUACUCGCAUCACAAAAUGAUAUUCCUACGAAAGUACAAGUGGUUGCGUGUUACGUCUCUGCCAUGGCAGCGUUGGCGGGUUGUUAUACAAUUUUGCUAAUGCCAUUUCGAGAGGCAUCCCUUCCAAUAUCCGGAAUCAGCCCUGUGGGACAAGCACCAUCUAGCGAGCUCCGCAGUCCAGAAGAUAACCUCCGACUCUGGCAAUUUCUCUCUGUCUCGUGGAUGGCACCUAUCAUGUCUCUUGCCCGGAAAAGACAGCUGAAUGAAUCCGAUGUGUGGUCUCUUGGGUUUGAAUUUCAGCAUAAGCGCCUUCAUGAAAAAUUUCGCCGCAUGGGAGGAUCCGUCCUAGCUCGGGCACUGAAGGCAAAUUUUCUGGACCUUAUCAUCAUCUCCACUAUUACCAUCGUCCAACUUAUAUGCUCCUUUUCCACCCCGGUUCUACUCCGGCUGCUGCUGCAGGCUAUGCAAGAUACAACUAAGCCCAAGCGUGUACCAUUGACCUACGCAUUCUUUGGGCUGAUAGCUCGACUGAUUCAAACGCAAGUUCAAGUUCUGAGCUUCUGGUACGGUCGACGCUGCUAUGAAAGAUCUAGGGGCGAAAUGAUCAUGAUGGUCUACGGGAAGGCACUAUCACGAAAGAACAUUCUCGGCCUAAGAAUGGAAAAAGACGAUACGCUUGCCGAAGAAGAGAUAGUUGAAACUGAUAUACUCGAUCAAACCGAAUCCGCACCACCGAAGCCUACUAUUUGGAGUCGAUUGAAGGGGAAGAAGCGUGAAGCUAAGCCCACCAAGGCCAAGGAGUCUGCUUCGCUGGGCAAAAUUUUUAAUCUUCUACGAGGAGAUGUUUAUCAAGUGGCUCAACGAUUCUGGGAGAUUGGCGAUUUCAUAGAUGCCCCCCUCGGUUUGUUCAUCGCUUUUUACCUUGUGAUUUCCCUCUUUGGGGCAUCCUGCUUAAUAGGCAUUUUGACCAUCGUGGUUGGCCAAGGCAUCGAUUUAGUCAUCACACGGUAUAUGUUCAAAUGGGAGAAAAAGGAACGAGCGGCAACCGAUGGCAGGCUGCAAAUUUCAUCGCAAUUUGUGGAAGCAAUCCGCCAUCUGCGAUGGUAUGGCUGGCAGAAUCACUGGCUUCGUCAAGUCAUGGAAGCCCGACAGCAUGAAAUGAAUCUGAGAAUCAUUACUAGUCUUUUGAACGUUCUAACCCGCCUUUUUAAUGGCCUUUCUGGUGGUCUAUUUCCAGUCCUCGCUUUGUAUGGCUGGACAAUGCUUGCAGGCAAGGAGCUCAGCGUUGGUGUAAUAUUUUCGGGCCUUCAGCUUUUCUCGAUGCUGGAGUCGCGUUUGCGCGUUUUACCUACGUUCAUCACAAUGAUGAUAAACGCCUACAUUGCCCUAGGACGAAUUGAGGAUUUCAUGGCGGAGCCGGAUAAAGAAAAUUUUCCAUUUGAUGGCCAAGCGGUUGACGCAAAAUUUGAGAUGCAAUCAUGCUCCUUUGCAUGGCCGGGAAAAUUGUCACCGGUGCUCAAUGAUAUCAGCGUGACAAUUCCCCAAGGCCUCACGGUUCUUGUUGGAAAAGUGGGAGCAGGAAAGACUGCCUUCCUCCAAGCUGUCUUAGGCGAACUAGACCUGCUCAGCGGAACAUCUCAAAUUCCAAACGGAAUGAUAGGUUACUGUGCACAGACACCAUGGCUGCAAAGUAUGAGUAUCCGUGACAAUAUCCUCUUCUCGGCCCCCUAUGACGAAACACGAUACAAACAGACAUUGGAGGCUUGCGCUCUGCUUCCAGAUCUUUCACAGUUCAAACAUGGCGACCUGACCUUUGUGGGUGAAAACGGAGUCGGCCUUUCUGGAGGGCAAAAAGCACGUGUUGCUCUGGCUCGCGCUGUCUAUAGCAGAUCAGAAGUGUUACUGCUGGACGAUCCAUUAUCGGCUUUGGAUCACAACACGGCCGAGUUCGUGGUGCAGAAGUGCCUGUCCGGUCCCUUGGUGCACCGUCGUACAGUCGUUCUUGCGACUCAUCGGAUUGCACUCGUUCAAGGGAUUGCUGAACAAAUCAUUGACAUUACUGACGGAAGAACUACAGUUCAAGAUAAAAUCUCGAUCGCUAAUUCGAUGGACAAGGAUGCUACCGUGAAUAACAUCCUAUUCCAUGACUCCGAAACCGAGGUCGAGGAGGCCAAUUCUGAAGAUCAAGCGAAGGCUGUUCCAGACAAAUUCAUGGAAGAGGAGUACCGUGCAGAAUGGGGCGUUCAAGCCCGAGUUUACUGGACUUAUGUUAAGGCUGGUAAAUAUCGGUGGUGGAUUGCCCUCGUUUUCGUAUUGAUCAUUUACCGAAUGAUUGAUGUUGGCGAAUCAUGGUUCCUCAAGGGAUGGGGCGAGGCCUACGAUCGGACUGCACCUCUUAAUGAGAAUUUCCAUAGCGACUACUUGAUGGUAAUCAGGUCGAAUCCCGGUGCAUCCUUUCUCCCCCAAGAUCCAACAGAUCGCUUACCCUCUCCUCGCGAUGAUGUACGUCCGUGGCUAUGGGCCUUUUGUGCCAUAGUCGCAUUACAAGCAGUCGCUCUUCUAGUCUCACAGCUUUUGAUGCUGGUCAUUGUCUACUACGCUGGGAAAACACUGUUUCGACAGGUUAUGGUUCGAGUCAGCCAUGCAACCUUCCGAUUCUUUGAUGUUACCCCUGUCGGACGCCUCAUGAAUCGCCUUACGUCCGACAUAGGGGUGAUUGAUGGAAAUAUCAGUGAGCAAUUCCAGCAAAUUGCUUUUCAAGCCAUCACCUGGAUCUCCUCACUGCUAGUAAUUGCUAGCUCGACCCCGGCGUUCCUUGUAUUUUCGCUGGUUCUUACUACCAGCUUUUUGUUCUUCUUCCUGCAGUUUCUGCCAGCAUCUCAAAGCCUUAGAAGACUCGAAAUGGUAUCUCUAAGUCCACUUCUCUCCAACUUUGGAGAGCUUCUCCAUGGGUUGACGACAGUCCGCGCCUUUCGUGCUGAGGAGCGGUUCCAAAGUCGCGUCAUAUCGGUUGUUGACAAAUUCCAAGGCAUGGACCACUUCUAUUGGUCUCUCCAAGCCUGGCUCAUGUGUCGCUUUGGAGUUCUAUCGGAUUGCUCAACUUUCCUUCUUACUGCCUUGGCAUUGUACACAGACACAACACCCGGAAUGACUGCAUUUGUGCUGAUAGCAGCAAGUGGAUUUGUAACCUCGACGCACAACAUAUGCCAUCAGUAUGGCCAGCUGCAGAUGGACUUUGUCUCUGUAGAAAGGAUUGAUGAGCUGCUUCAUAUCGAAGAAGAGCCCUCUGGAAGCAUCCAACCGCCGGCUCAAUGGCCUCAUUAUCAGAGCGAUAUCAUCUUCGAAGGCGUCACCUUGCGGUACGCACCACACCUCGAUCCAUCUCUGACCGACAUAUCUCUCCGAAUCCCAGGAGGAUCCACAACGGCUAUCGUCGGCCGUACGGGCAGCGGCAAGUCUACGUUGGCGGUUUCUCUGCUCAACGUCAUCAGGCCGGAGACCGGCUGUAUCAAGAUUGACGGUAUUGAUAUCGCAGACGUGAGCACUCAGGCGCUUCGAACUAGAGUGACCUUCGUCGCUCAAGAGCCUGUGCUUUUCCCAGGAAGUAUUCGUCUUAAUCUCGACCCAACCGAAGAGUUUACAGACGAGCAGUGUGCCGAGGUCCUAGAUCGCAUCUGCAGUCGGCAUGGCUGGGGGCUUGAUACUCACAUUGAAGCUGGAGGUCAUAAUCUUAGCCAAGGACAGCGCCAACUGAUUGCUCUGACGAGGGCUGUACUGCGAAGAAGUCCUGUUGUUAUUCUGGAUGAAGCCACGGCAUCAAUCGACCACGAAACUUCCCUUGAAAUGCAGCAAAUCAUCCGUGAAGAGCUCAAAUUGUCUACUGUCAUUACCAUUGCUCACCGGGUGGAAGCUGUGAAAGAUGCAGACUAUUGUGUGGUCCUAGAACAGGGUCGGGUGAUUCGACAAGGCCCCGUUGAAAGGGGACAGUAA